GAUACUAUACGUGGCUUCACAGCUGAGUGCUGGGGUGUUUACUGGGAUGCAGUGUUUCACAUUAUAAUGUAGUCAGAAAUCCUCCUGUCACUGACUGAAGCUGGUCACCAGAGGACACACUCGUAUACAGUCGUUGCAUAUGUUUUAAUGAUGGCAGAGGGCAGUAGGUGUUUUCGGAUUAGGUUUGACUGACGCCACGGAGGCGGUAACGUCCUGGCUGACAACUAGCGCACGAGCAGCUCCUCCAGAAGGCUCCCGCGGUUCACCUCCACCCUCCGCCGGCUGCUAUGGCGGACUUCGGCUCUUCGGUUGAAUUCUCCGGCUCUCUCUCCAGCUCCACUCUUCCGCCGCCGAGGACUCGCAUCUUUAAAAUCAUCGUGAUCGGUGACUCUGGGGUGGGGAAGACCUGCCUCACCUACCGCUUCUGUGCCGGCAAGUUCCCGGAGAAGACCGAGGCCACGAUCGGGGUGGACUUCAGGGAGAGGCUGGUGGAGAUCGACGGCGAGAAAAUCAAGAUCCAGUUGUGGGACACUGCGGGCCAAGAACGCUUCAGGAAGUCCAUGGUGCAGCAUUACUACCGCAACGUUCACGCUGUUGUUUUUGUCUAUGAUGUCACCAAUGCGGUCAGCUUCCGCAGCCUUCCUGCCUGGAUCGAGGAGUGUAAGCAGCACGCUUUGGGCACAGAAGUGCCUCGGAUCCUAGUUGGAAACAAGUGCGACCUCCAGGACUCCGUUCAAGUGGGUACAGAUGUGGCGCAGCAGUUCGCAGACGCCCACUCCAUGCCGCUGUUUGAGACGUCGGCAAAGAACCCAAGCAGCAACGAUGACGGAAGCUGCCAAAACAGUGACCACGUUGAGGCUAUUUUUAUGACGGUGGCUCACAAGCUGAAAUCCCAGAAGCCCCUGGUGUUGAGCCAGCCACCUGGUGGAUCAGGAGACACGGUCAACCUUAGCAGGGGCAGGGAUAAUGGGGCCAAUGGGGCCAAUGGGGCCAGGAGCUGGGGCUGCAGUAGCUGCUGAGGGAGAACAUCCUGAGGUCACACAUGUUCAAGACAGGAGGAGUUCAGACAGCAGAGAUGUGGAUCCAUCUAAACAGUCUCACAGUCAAACACACACAUGAAUGUGAAGAGGGGAGCUUUUCCAGCACUUGUGCUUAGCUUUAGAAAUGACUAUACAUGAUUUCUGGGGUAAUAUUUAUGAUGAUUUCUACAUUAUGAUUUUCAGAUUCGACUGUUGUUGUUUUUUUUUUAACCUGCCCCUGUAGAAGCCAAUAAUGUAAUAACAGCCAAUAAUGUAAUAAAUUUGCCAUUUUUAAAAUGUAGUAAGC
Molecule: messenger RNA, 1326 nt
Organism: Sphaeramia orbicularis (orbiculate cardinalfish)
Lineage: Eukaryota; Metazoa; Chordata; Actinopteri; Kurtiformes; Apogonidae
Gene: rab33ba
Product: RAB33B, member RAS oncogene family a
Exons: 3
Coding region: 288-1019 (243 amino acids)
Biological process (GO): Rab protein signal transduction
Molecular function (GO): GTP binding; GTPase activity
Source: RefSeq, a predicted model, not a curated record